This is a messenger RNA of Eleginops maclovinus (Patagonian blennie), 1040 nucleotides long. RefSeq lists its product as uncharacterized. The transcript has 5 exons. The record is from RefSeq and is a predicted model, not a curated record. NCBI's taxonomy places the organism in Eukaryota, Metazoa, Chordata, Actinopteri, Perciformes, Eleginopidae. Bases 186 to 1040 code for a protein of 284 amino acids.
UCUCAAAGAGUGUGAAGAGUGAAAUACUGGACAGACUGGCUGAUAGCAUAACCAGAAUCACUUGCUAUCCAAGUAAAGACAAUUUAGAAAGCGUAGCCAAAGCUCUUGUUGCAAAGCAUCCUUGUCUCAGGGAGCCGGGUUCAGGUAAAGGAUGGUACUGCUGGAGAUUCAGCCUGAUAUUCAAGAUGGGCAAUUACCGUCAGAGGAUGAUGGCAGCUGGAUGCCCUGAAGUUCUUGUAAAUAAAAGAAAAAGACAGGGAAACACCAAGCCAGUCAAGAAGGCAAAAAAGGGAGAGAUCCACUACUUACCAGAGCCACCUGAUGGACAAACUACUGUUAAAUCAGAGAAGGAUCGUGAGACCAUGCUUUUGGAAGUGCAGAAGAGAGAGCCAGAUUUGCACCUGCUCGAUGAAUUGAUGACUGCAACAUUCUCCCAGCGAAGACAAGAGAUCAUUGGUGACGAGCCACUCAUUGCUGCAGUCAAGGACAGAUGGCCUGCAUUGUUUAGUGAGAGACAGCUCAGUGCUGAGUUCAGUAGAAUCGUCACCAAAGACCUGCUGGAGUCAUUCCUGGAUGGACUUGAUGCCUUGGUGCCAGAUGUUCUACAGAUGUACGGAGAAGCUGCUGCAUCAGGCAGGAGGGUGCGCCUGAGCAGUGUUCUCAGUUGUCUUCAAAAGGAGGACACGAACCAAAACAAAAGAACAGCUGUCCUACUUGGUCUUCCAUGCUACCUUGCAGAAGAUUCCUCUGACAUAAUCAGGAUGUGUGAUGCUCAUGGUGAAACCCUUGACAUGCUAAUGAGCGGGAUGCAAGUUGGACUGUUGAUUGGACACGAAGGCCCUCUGCAUGAUGCAUUUCCAUUGGAUGUUUUCAACGUGGCUCUGGUAGUAGAGGAGAAGAUCAUCCUACAUGACCUCCGAGAUGUGUCCACAGGCUUUGCCAUGUUACUGGGUGCAAUCUACUGCCUAAACCUUGAGCCAGAGAGCCCGUGGAAGCUGGGGAUCGACGAUCAUCACGACAUCCUCAAGUUGAAGAUCUGA